Molecule: messenger RNA, 6450 nt
Organism: Rhinopithecus roxellana (golden snub-nosed monkey)
Lineage: Eukaryota; Metazoa; Chordata; Mammalia; Primates; Cercopithecidae
Gene: MTG2
Product: mitochondrial ribosome associated GTPase 2
Exons: 6
Coding region: 2646-3965 (439 amino acids)
Cellular component (GO): mitochondrion
Molecular function (GO): GTPase activity; magnesium ion binding; GTP binding
Source: RefSeq, a predicted model, not a curated record
AAAUCCCUACAUAAUGGUUAAAAGCAGGGUGGAUCCUGGCCUGGACCCUGGAACAGAAGGACACUCUUGGGAAACUGCUGAGCCCCGAGCCCCACCUGGAGCUCAGUUAGUAGCAGUGCACCAGUGGAGGCCACACAGGCGCGACUGUGGGGGACACUGGGAGGAAGUCCGUGGGGCUGCCUUUGCACUUGUCCACAAAUCUAAAACCAUCUCAAAAUCAGUGGUCCUUUAAAAUAUAUUUACAGGAAGGAUAUCAAGGGGAGGGUGUCCCAUGGACAGGUGGGCCAGCAUGGGAACUCAGCCAGUCGGGGAACAGAGACGCGCUGAAGAAUGGGGAGCUCUGGGAGCAGGCAGGGAGGUGGAACUGUGGGCAGGUCCCAGUAGGGGUAGAGCAGCUCCAUAAGUAUCUUAAAGAGCAUGGAGGCUCAGUUUCUUACAGUCGGAGAAUGGAGUUACCAGGACCACAAGAGAAAAUUAGAAUGAGCCCAGAGUGCUGAACUGGGAACGAGGACGUCCUGCUCACAGCUGGCCUGCCGCCUCCUGUGUCAGGGCCGGCCCGGGAGUCAGGAGAGGCUGAGGAAGCCGGGAUUGGGACGUAGACUCUCCUGAGGGGAGUGGCGCUGCUGGGACUGGGGCCCACGUGGGAGGGUAUAGGGAGGGGCUGUUGGUCAUGGCCAGUCUCCAUGGCACCCUGGUUCUGGAGGGGACACCAUUGUCUGUGGGAAACACACAUGGAAUGUUCUGGGUGUAGGGAAGUCCAGUCGGCGACUGACUCAAGUGAUUCAGGAGGAAGUUCUUUGUACUCUUCUUCCAACUUUUCUGGGAUUGCCUCAGAAUUAAAGCAGAAUGGUCAAGGACUCCGCAGAGGUAGUGACCCCCCAAAGGAGGUGGCACCUUUUUGGAGGAGUGAGGCCCAGGAGAGGGAGGCGUCCGAGGCACUGCGAGGGAGGAGGCGGGCGGUGUCCCCUCGUUGUGCUCCCGCGCUGGCCUCGUGUUGAGUUUUCAGCCAUCUCCUUCUGUACACACCUCACGUAGUCAGGACGGGGAGCGCCUUGUAAGGUCCCUCCUGUGGGACCUGCUGAAGAAUGGGGAGCUCUGAAAGCAGGAGGGCAUUUGUGCUCAUGGUGAAGGGAGGGACUGUCCUCUCCUGGAGGGCAGGGUCAGUGACUUCCUCACUGUGCCCUUGGCACCUGCAAGGUAGCUGGCUGUCAUAAGCGGUGGAGUGAGUGACGGCUUAAAUGAGGCUUUGAGAGUGACAGUAGCUGGCACUUAGAGUCUGCAGCUGUGCUGACCCUGUCACCCCAGGGGUGUUUCCACCCACACCACACAUCAGGCACCAAAUGUGUGGGUUUUCCACACCAACAAUUGGCCAGUCCUCUGCAGACACCAGCCAGGCAUCCUGUAAUUCAGUUCACUCUGACCCUGCCGUGGUGAUCACGGACCCCGGGGUUAGGGGCUCAGUCACACCAACCUGCCCCCCACUUCAGAUGUUGACCGCAAGUAGUGGGUCCCUGGGGUACCCACACUUCUGUCCAUCUUGCUACACAUUGGGGGUUCCUAUGACCCCUUCAGGUUUGAUGAUUUGCGGGAGUGGCUCACAGAACUCAGGAAGGCACUUGGUUUGCAUUGCCAGUUUACUAUAAAGGAUGCCACAGCGGGCACAGGUGGGCAGCUGGGUGAGGAGGGGCACGGGCGAGGCCCAGAGGGUCCUGAGCACAGGAGCCUUUGUACCCAGCGAGUUCUGUGGCUGCCCUCACAGCACAGGGAUGAGUUCACCAAACUGAAAGCUUUCCCAAGCCCCUCGUUCAAGGAUUUCCAUGGAGGCCUCAUCAUGGAGACAUGAUCAAUUAUGAACUCAGCCUCCAGCCCCUCUCCCGUUUUUGGAUGGUGGGGGUGGGGCUGAAAGGCCCAGGCUUCUCAUCAUGGCUUGGUCUUUAUGAUGACCAGCCCCUCCCAAGGCCAUCCAGGAGCCCACCAAGAGGUGCCUCAUUAGAACAGAAGACUGUCCUGUCACCCAGGAAGUCCAAGGGCUUUAGGAGCUCUGUGCCAGGCACCCCUAUCACCGCUGUCACUCAGGAAAUUACCAGUGUUCUGAGAGCUGUGUGUCAGGAGCCAGGAGCAGAGGCCAAGUGUAUGCUUCUCAUUCUAUCAGUGCCACAGCCAGGGCUGCUGUUGUGCAGCCAUGUGGAUCAGCUCAGCCCGUCCUCACCCAGCCCUGUCCUUACAAGUGAGGAGGCUGAGGCCACACAGGUGCGUGGCCUUCCCUUAGAGUUGCUUUCCAGAGCCUGGGUGCUUAGCCGCUAUGCUCCAUGUUUAAUAUUCUUGUGUUCCAAUAUAACAACUUGAAAAUUACACAAGAUAACACACUUGAUAACAUUUGAAUAAAUGGGUGUUUUUCAAGAAAUUUUGACUUGCACUUCAGAUUUCCUUUUUAAUAUUUUCGUUGAGCGGAUACUUGCUAUUCCAUAAGAGGAUAUGUCCAGUGUUGUGGAAGAUUUAAUGUUUUAAAUCCUUUGUACAGAAAUCCUGCUCCCAAGUCACGGAUAGGCUGACGGGUCAGAGGACAAGACGUGACUGCGGGCCGAGAGGGUGAGUGGCCAGGAAAGUCAGACCCAUCAGUUUACUGGUUUGUUUGAGAAACAUGCAUGGAGACCUGCUGCAUGAGAUCCUCCUCUUCCGUGUCUGUUUCAUGCCCAGGAUUAAACCAAGUAUCUCAUUUUGCCAGUCUGACUUCUGUAGGGGCCAUGACACCUGCAAGGCUUUUCUCAGCAAGAUUGAGGACCGUGUUUGAGGACGUGGGGCAUUGGGCUUUGUCCACAUGGGCUGGCCUCAAGCCCAGCCGGCGACUGCCACAGCAGGCUUCUCCCAGGCUACUCUCGGUCGGCCAUGCGGACCACGCCAAGCAUCAGGAACUCCCGGGGAAGAAGCCGCUCUCUGAGAAAAAGCUGAAAAGGUAUUUUGUGGACUGUCGGAAAGUGCUUGUCUGUGGAGGAAACGGAGGCGCCGGGGCAAGCUGCUUCCACAGUGAGCCCCGCAAGGAGUUUGGAGGCCCUGAUGGAGGGGACGGAGGCAACGGCGGACACGUCAUUCUGAGAGUUGACCAGCAAGUCAAGUCCCUGUCUUCAGUCCUGUCGCGGUACCAGGGUUUCAGUGGAGAAGACGGCGGCAGUAAAAACUGCUUCGGGCGCAGUGGCGCCGUCCUCUACGUCCAGGUCCCCGUGGGCACGCUGGUGAAGGAGGGAGGCAGAGUCGUGGCUGACUUGUCUUGCGUGGGAGACGAGUACAUCGCCGCACGGGGCGGGGCAGGAGGGAAAGGCAACCGCUUCUUCCUGGCCAAUGACAACCGUGCCCCUGUGACCUGUACCCCUGGACAGCCAGGACAGCAGCGAGUUCUCCACCUAGAGCUCAAGACGGUGGCCCACGCCGGGAUGGUGGGAUUUCCCAAUGCCGGGAAGUCCUCACUGCUCCGGGCCAUUUCAAACGCCAGACCUGCCGUGGCUUCCUACCCGUUCACCACCCUGAAGCCCCACGUCGGGAUCGUCCACUAUGAAGGCCACCAACAAAUAGCAGUGGCCGACAUCCCUGGCAUCAUACGAGGCGCCCACCAGAACAGGGGUCUGGGGUCCGCCUUCCUCAGGCACAUCGAGCGCUGCCGCUUUCUCUUGUUCGUGGUGGAUCUUUCUCAGCGUGAGCCGUGGACUCAAGUUGACGAUUUAAAAUAUGAACUGGAGAUGUAUGAAGAGGGCCUGUCUGAGAGGCCCCACGCAAUCAUCGCAAAUAAGAUUGACCUCCCUGAAGCCCGAGCCAAUCUGUCCCAGCUCCGGGAUCACUUGGGACGGGAGGUCAUUGCGCUGUCAGCGCUGACUGGCGAAAACCUGGAACAGCUGCUGCUGUACCUGAAGGUGCUGCAUGACGCCUACGUGGAGGCCGAGCUGGGCCAGGGCCGCCAGCCGCUCAGGUGGUAGCCGCGCCAGAGCGGGGUCGCCUCUGGGCCUCCGUCUGAGCAAACCUGGGUGUGAACGCGGUGGCUUUGAAUGCAUAAAGAAAGUGCCUCGUGGACACAUGGGAAUUGUGGUGCUUCUGGGUCUCCGGGGCCCCGCCUGCUGGCCUGGGAUGCCCUCAGGUGGGGGAGCAUUCUGUGCCCCCAGCCCGCCUGCCCUCCGUAUUGCCUGCGUCUGUCAGCGUGUGCCGACUGAUUAGCCAGUUGGCUCGUUUGUGCUGAUUAACACCCCUAAUGAGGGGUUGGGUUGCCCGUGACGGGGUAGCCCUGCCGCUGACUCGGGUCUCCGCCGUGCAUGCAUGGACUCUUGGGUGAGCUCAGCAGAACCGCACAGUCAGAGCCCCAGGUCAGAGGUGCAGACCCCGGUUCUUAGCACAAUGCCCAUCAUGCUUCCAUGGCUUGCUACGGAGAGAGACCUCUGGAUCCACAUUGGGGUUGGGUCUGGCCCGUUGUCCAGCAGCCCUAUGGUACAGCAAGCCCAGGCACCAGUGUCUCACUCAGCGAGGCUCACUCUUGCCCAAGGGGUGGGGCCGAGGACGCAAGUCCAGGCAGAGCAGCGCAGGCAGCUGUGUCCUUUUCUCCAUCAGCCGUCUGAGAAGAGCAGUGAGGCCAGCUUCUUCCUGUCCUUCAGAACGCUGCACUGUGCUCGGUGGGAGCCAGGAAGCCUCAGGCUUCACGACUGAAUGCACCCAAUAUCCGACCUGGCUGUGUGUUUCUGGCUGGGCUGCUGUGUGCACAGCAAGUUAACUAAAGGGGGUGUGGGCCAUGGAACUGUCAGCGUUAUUCCCGGAAGGCAGCCGUGGCCUGAGCAGGGUGUAGUGAGGAGUGGAAGGAGACGUGCCUAGAAAUGUGGGGCAGAAUUUCCACUCGGCUCUGUUUGCUGGGGAUUUAAAGAGAAUCUUGUGCUGCACCAGGCAGUUGCCAAGCCGAAGGGAGACCAUGGGCAUCCCUCGGUGGGACGGGAGCUAAGGGAGCCUUGCGUUUGCCCCUCGAGGCUGCCGCAUCACCUUUUCUGUCCAUGGUUUAAGUCUUUGCAGUCAGGUAUUGAUGCAUCUGAGCCAGGCCCAUGUCUGGUGUCUCCCUGACUGCAGAGGGGCCACAGGGCAAGGACAGCUCAGCUGCUGGCAGCCUGCCUGUCCCAUAGACGCCCCCCAAGUAGUCUCUGACCUCUGACAUGUCCCUGAGGGACCCCUAAGAAAGAAAGUGGAGAGGACACUCCAGAGGCUGACAUGGGAGGAUCGCGUGAGUCUGAGAGGUCGAGGCUGCAGUGAGCUGUGAUUGCACCACUGCACCCCAGCCUGGGUGACACAGCGAGACCCUGUCUCAAAAAAAAAGAAAAAGAAAAACAGAGCAUCCUGGGCGCAGUGAUUCACGCCUGUAAUCCCAGCACUUUGGGAGGCCGAGGCGGAUGGAUCACGAGGUCAGGAGAUCGAGACCAUCCCGACUAACACGGUGAAACCCCGUCUCUACUAAAAAUACAAAAAAUUAGCCGGCCAUGGUGGCGGCGCCUGUAUUCCCAGCUACUGGGGAGGCUUAGGCAGGAGAAUGGCGUGAACCCAGGAGGUGGAGCUUGCAGUGAGCCGAGAUCGCGCCACUGCACUCCAGCCUGGGUGACAGAGCGAGACUCCGUCUCAAAAAAAACAACAACAAAGUGGAGAGGACAAAAAAGCAGAGAAGGAUGAUCAGAGGGGGACCCUCAGCCCUUCGAGGACAGACAGCAGCCUCAGGUGAGAUUAGCCACAAGGGUCCUGGGCCGCUUCUCUGCACGCUGGGGUGGGGCGCACCUUGCACAGUAGGCCAGCGCCUGGGCUUUCAAGAAGAGCAAUUCCGUUUUGAUCUCACAUCAAAUCUGCAGCUAGAACAUGACAGUCCUUUUACCUGAAGCUUUAUUUUAAUGUCUUAUAAUUUCAAAGGUCCUUCUAUCCUAGAAACCAGAGAUGGGUUUUGCAUCUAUUUGCUUUUUCUUUCAGGCCACCACAAAGGAUUUUGUGGAGUCAACCCAGGCCUGAGAGCGUUAAUUAUCCCUGGCUUUCAUCUUUAUGCUCUUGCAGGGGGUUGCUCAAAAUGCCUCGUGGCUCGACCUCUGCACGGAGCCCCUAGCCCAGCCUCCCCAUGGGUUGAAACCUUGAUCUAGGCCUGACUCUGGGUGCUCUGGGGACAAGCCCUCGUCCUUGCUGAAGCUGAGGCUCCAGAGGGGGAGUCACCGCCACGAAGGUUGCCCAGAACUUUCCUUGCUGCAGAAAGCCCCAAGACUUCUCCCUGCCCCACACACAGCUUUUGCCGUCGCGUUCUAGAAGCUGACAGCUUUCUCUCCAACGCUGUUCUCCCUGGGUAUGGUAAAGCUACACUUGGCCCCCCAGGAGCUUCCUGCCUAGAAACAAAUUUUUGCCACUCUGCUUUUCAAAUGGGAUAUAUGAUUCAUAUACCAUAAAAUUCACCACUUUAUAUAA